UUUAUUUUGAAAACUCCGCGGUGGAAGUGCUGGUGUGUUCUCGCGCAAUUGCCGCGGUGUGAAGGUGCAGAGUUGCGCCGCGGCUUCACUUUGACUGUGACAUGAACACAGCGUGAAGCUCCGGUCUGAGACCUUCAGGACGACCGCCGGUGUCGCAGCAUCGCAGUGUCCUCGUUGGCUGAGAUCCCUCUGGAGGCGGAGCCAGAGCGAGGAGCCGAGUCGUGGGCGGGACUUCCUCUGACAAGGGGCACAAGAUGCUGCUGACUUCCUGGUCCGUCUCCUUCAGCUACACCUGGCUCAGGUGCCUCCUGAUGAUCCUGACGGCUCCUCCUGCAGUUCUCGGGGGCGACCAGACGGAGCCGUGCGCCGGGCGGGACUGCUCCACCUGUCAGUGUUUCCCAGCCAAAGGAGCAAGGGGUUCUCCAGGUGCUCUGGGACAGCAGGGUCUUCAGGGGCCCCCGGGGUUCCCGGGUGCUCAAGGGCCUCCAGGAGAAAAGGGCAUGAGAGGAGAUGAGGGGCUGACAGGAGCUGCAGGACUGAAAGGAGACAUGGGAAAUGUCGGUGCUCCUGGUUUUCCUGGUUUAGAGGGAGUCCCGGGUCAUCCGGGUCCUGCUGGAGGUCCUGGUUUUCCAGGUCUGGAUGGUUGUAAUGGGACCAGAGGGCAGAGAGGAGAUCCUGGAUAUUCUGGAGAACAGGGAAUUGAUGGUGCACCGGGUCUUCCAGGACCAAAGGGAUUUCCAGGAGAUCCAUCAGUCUACUUCAUACAGUACCCUGGAAUACCUGGAGACGUCGGACCCAGUGGACUUCCUGGACUACAGGGGGAGCAGGGUCUACCUGGACCAAUGGGAGGACUGGGUCCAUCAGGAUUGGAUGGGACCAAUGGUCUCCCUGGUCUGCCUGGUUUCAGAGGUCCACCUGGAGAAAAAGGUCGAUCUCUGCCUGGACAGAAAGGAGACGAGGGGGAUCAGGGCCUCCAGGGGCCUCCAGGGCCAUUUGAGUACGUCGACCCUCCAGAAGACCUGUACAUCAAAGGAGAGAAGGGUCCUCGGGGGAUUAAAGGAGUCUGUGGAGCUAAGGGACUGCCGGGUCUGCGCUCUCUACCAGGAAUCAAGGGAGAGAAAGGGAUUCUGGGAUUUCCUGGACCCAGGGGAUUUACUGGCAGACCUAGUUUUCCCGGAGAGAAAGGAAUCAAGGGGAUUCAAGGAAAUCCAGGUCUCCCAGGUCUGAUUGGACGAGAAGGUCCUAAGGGUAUGAUGGGAGAUCCAGGUCUUAAAGGCUUCCCUGUGGUGUCAGACAUCACAAACAAAGGUGCCAUCGGGGAUUCUGGGGCCCCCGGACUGGCUGGCCCACCAGGAAACGUGGGGCUGAGAGGAAUGGAUGGUCCCCCAGGACCCCCCGGUAGAGCCAUACCUGGACCAGAAGGUGCUGUGGGUGAGAGAGGAGUUCCAGGAUCCAAGGGGGAAAGAGGAGAUCCUGGUCAGGUUUAUAUAGUGGAAAUUACACCUGGAGAACCUGGAAAACCAGGACGACCCGGACUUAAAGGACAGAAAGGAGAACCAGGAAGUCCAGGUCGUUACUGUCUUCCUGGGAUCCCAGGACAACAUGGAGAGCCAGGUCAACAGGGACACCCAGGGGCUCAGGGCCUCCAAGGGUUUAAAGGCAAUCGUGGGAACUGUGAUUGUGGCCCUCCUGUAGUAUUGAGGGGCCCCCCAGGACCUAUGGGAGAUUCAGGGAAUCCAGGGUUUCCAGGAGCCCCAGGAAGCCCAGGGGAGAGAGGACAGAAUGGAAACCCAGGAAACCCUGGAGAGAGAGGGAAACCGGGUCUGACUGGAUAUCCAGGUGUGAAGGGGGUCAAAGGUCAGAAGGGAGUUGUCAUUGAGGUGGAGAUUGGAGGUGAGAAGGGAAGCAGGGGCCCACCUGGCCCUCCAGGCAGAGAAGGACUCUCAGGGAGAAGAGGACUUGAUGGGGUCCCCGGGGCCACCGGAGACCCUGGUCCUGAGGGUGAAAGUUUAGACAGCUUUCCUGGAGAUAGAGGCCUCCCAGGAUUUUCAGGGCAAAAGGGGUCAUCAGGACCUCCAGGUGCCACCGGAGUGGGUAUAGUCGGUGCAAUAGGAAAUCGUGGGCCCCCUGGGGACCCAGGUCGUCAAGGAUACCCAGGUUUUCCAGGGCUACAGGGGCCUAAAGGUGACACUCUGCCCUGUGCACCCAAAAACCCUGGCCCCCCUGGGGAGAAGGGAGACCCUGGAAACCCAGGAAACCCAGGACUCCAGGGUUCUGCAGGUUUUCGUGGCAUCACUGGACCUGAUGGAGUUAAAGGAGACAAAGGAGGGUCUGGAUUCCCUGGAAUACCUGGAAGACAAGGACCUAUGGGUAUUGUUGGAGAUAUUGGAGACGAAGGACCUGAUGGCGACAGUUACGCUGGAGAUCCAGGUUCUCCGGGGAUCCCAGGCUUUCCUGGACUCAGGGGCCCAACAGGGGACCCUGAUGGUGGGCCUUCAGGACCCAUUGGAUUCCCGGGACCACUUGGUGCUCAGGGACCUAAGGGAGUCCCUGGUCCUCCCGGGAAAGAUGGACUACCGGGAGUCUUGGGUUUGUCCGGUGGCCCUGGACCAAAGGGCCAGAGAGGACAGGAUGGAGCACCAGGUGUAACUGGUCCCCAAGGCCCCUCACCUAAAGUCUGCGAUGCAGGAAAACCCGGUUCCAGGGGCCCUAUUGGCCCUCGGGGACCCAUUGGACAACCAGGCUUUCAGGGAGAGAAAGGUGACAUGGGGGAGCUGGGUGCUCAAGGUAUUGGCUCUAAAGGCCCUGUAGGUAAACCAGGCACUCCAGGUUCCCCAGGGUACCCAGGGAUCCAAGGCCCCUCCGGCCUCAUUGGAAACUCAGGACUGCCAGGGCCCAAUGGUCAGAAAGGUCCGUUGGGGUCCCCAGGCAGGUGCGGAGGGCCAGGGGUUCCCGGGAAGACCGGGGCCCCUGGAGGUCCGGGGAGAACAGGGGAGAGAGGGUUUGUUGGACGUGACGGAGCUCAUGGAUGUGAAGGGCAAAAAGGAGAAAAAGGCUGUCAAGGGCCCCCAGGGCCUCCAGGAGAAACCAGGUUUGUCCUCAUCAAAGGAGACAGAGGAAAACCAGGACCCUUUGGCAUCAGCGGCUUCCCUGGACCACGAGGAAAUAAAGGUUUUCCAGGAGCUACAGGUAGGCCAGGGUAUCAAGGCAUCAGGGGACCCCCAGGCUUCGUAGGACCACCAGGACCUCCUGGACCCUGCGGUAAGCCAGGUCCCCAAGGACCACCUGGACGUCGAGGACCUCCAGGAGUCAUCGGCUUCCCUGGAGAGACCGGAGAUCCAGGUGAUCCGGGAUGUCGAGGAAAAUAUGGAGAACCUGGUCUUCCAGGAUGUCCCGGAGAGAAAGGUGAUAAAGGAGACUCUAUUAGUUGUCCCGGUCUACCUGGAAACAAGGGGCCUCCUGGAGACUUUGGGCCCUCAGGAACUCCUGGACCACCAGGAUAUCCUGGAAGACCUGGUCCAAUCGGGGCUCCGGGACAGAAAGGAUGCAAAGGAGAUCCAGGGCACUGCGGAGACCCUGGUCCAGCAGGGGUGAUCGGUCCAGAAGGUCCUAGAGGUCAUCCAGGUUUACCAGGGAAUCCUGGAAAGGCGGGUGCUGAUGGUCCUCCAGGACAGCAGGGCUGCCCGGGACUCCAAGGUCCUCCUGGACCACUGGGACUUCAUGGACUGGAUGGACUUAAAGGAGUGAAGGGGGACAUGGGCACCAGAGACCAGUUUCAGAGUCAGAGAUUACAGGACAUUAUAAACGUCGGGGUGGGCCCGGUCCUCCAGGUCAUUCCAGGUCUUCCAGGGGAUAAGGGUCCUCAAGGUCCUCAAGGUCCCUCUGGUACAUCCCAGCCUGGUCCACCGGGACCCAAAGGCCCUCCAGGACCAAAAGGACCUCCAGGUGUUUGUGGACCUGCAGGUAAACCUGGACCAGACUGUAAAGAUCCAUUCCCAGGCCCUCCUGGAGAUUGUGGUUAUCCUGGAUCAGAUGGAGAGCCAGGUUGUCCGGGGGCCAUGGGAGACCCAGGUCCAAACCCUCCAGUACCUGGAGAUGAAGGGGACAACGGGGCCCCUGGAUACUGUGGGCCACCGGGCGAAAAGGGUUCUCCAGGGCCCACUGGUCCGCCAGGCUGCCCCGGGGAUGCUGGAGUGAAAGGAAUAAAGGGGUCACAAGGCCUGAUGGGAGUACCUGGUGGUCGGGGUCCUAGAGGUCAUCCUGGUGUCAAAGGACCUCCAGGACCAAAAGGAUUUAGUGGACCGAUGGGUCCAAAGGGAGAGAGGGGAGAAGUCUCUCCCUGCCCCACUUACCCUCCUGCCCAACAGGGCCCCCCAGGUCCCCCUGGCCCCUGUGGAGACCCUGGAGAGAAAGGACUUAGCGGAGAAAUUGGCCUGAGGGGCCUUCAAGGCAUGAAGGGGGAUCCUGGAUCUGAGGGACCAAUAGGCCCUGUGGGACCCCCAGGUCAAGAUGGAGACAGAGGAGAGCCAGGCCUGCAGGGGGAGAGUGGAGUAGUGGGAGCCAAAGGUGAACCUGGUCCAAUAGGUGACAGAGGUUUUCCUGGACCAACCAAACACUUGAACUCGGGCUUCCUGUUGGUGAGGCACAGCCAAUCAAAGAAUAUCCCCACCUGUCCAUUAAACAUGAGGGCCCUAUGGCACGGAUACAGUCUGCUGUACCUGGAGGGUCAGGAGAAGGCUCACACUCAGGACCUGGGUCAGGCGGGGUCAUGCAUGCGUGUCUUCUCCACCAUGCCGUUCUCUUCCUGUAACAUGGGCGCCUGCGCUUAUGCCAGCCGUAACGAUAAAUCCUACUGGCUGUCGACAACGGUGGCCGUCCCCAGCUUACCUGUGGACGGACCCUCCAUUGAAGACCACAUCAGCCGCUGUGUGGUCUGCGAAGCUCCCUCCUCACCUGUCGCACUGCACAGCCAGACCGCCAACCAGCCACUCUGCCCCCCCAAUUGGACAAGCCUGUGGACCGGAUACUCCUUCCUCAUGCAUACAGGUGCAGGUGAUGAGGGCGGUGGCCAGUCUCUGACAUCAUCAGGUAGCUGUCUGACAGACUUCAGGGCCCAGCCCUUCGUGGAGUGUCAGGGGCCUCGAGGAACCUGCCACUACUUCUCCAACAUCUACAGUUUCUGGCUGACCAGAGUGGAAACAAGCCCCUACAACGAUCCCUCCACCACACUGACCGAGGGCUGGCAGCAGAGGGGGAACAUCGGGAGGUGCAACGUCUGCAUGAGGGAGCACGAGGGAGUUCGAUAGAUGCUUCAUCUCCUCCUGCACGAGGGAGUGAGGAACUCCUUCUCCACCGAGGGGACGCACAAGACAAGACUCGUUUAUUUGAAUCUGUAAGGAGAGACUGUCAUGUUAAAGAUAACGCUGCCAAACAAUCAAUCAGUCAUUCAUUCAAUCAGUCGGCCCUGUUCAGAUCAACAGGAGUGACUUGGUGCAGCACAAAUGUCCAAAGUGAUUUGUGUCAACCUUUUACAAACAUCACAGACGGAUAUUUGAACUGAGGUUGUCUGAUGUUAGAGAUUAAUUUUAGGUUUCACAGCAGAGUCACGAUAUUUGAUCCCAUCUGAAUCAAUAGAUAAGUCACAUGAUAAAAACUAGAACAUGAUCAGCCAGUUUAUUUUACACUUUCCAGUUGGUGUUAUUUAAAAAUUCUUGAGGAUGAACAUGUGAGUAUUUUUGUCUGGUGCAGUCUAAUUGCUGGUUUUAGCCACCAGGUGCUAACAUCAGAGAUAUUUCAAUUUUACACAUUGGAACAAUUAAAAAAAGACAAUCCACAAAUUGUAACAAUGACAGACAGAGCUGUUGGUCAGUAUUUUUGAACCAGUCGGGGGAAUCAUUAUGAUAGGCUUGUUGAUGCUGUUAAUGACUCAUUAAACUGAAUUGUUCAGGAGCUGCUACUCCUCUUCAGCCUUCAACUGUACUCAAAUUAUCAUUAUUUAUUUAUAAAAUUUAUCCAAACCUAUAAUCUGAAAAGUUCUUCUAGCUUCGUCUUGUUAUUUCAGCUACGUUUAAGGUCAGAGAAAGUAUGAGACCUCCAAUCUAUGGCAACAUCCGCCGAACUAGCUGGAAAACAUAGUUGGAAAUAAUUUGUUAACAUCUUUGACUCAUAAUAAUUCAAUGUAAACAUCAUUCAACCCCAGUUUGAACCCUAACGUGAUGAAUUUAAAAGUCAUAUCUAGUUGUCAGGUGAACACCUUGUAUUGAGUGAAUGCCUAAACCUUUAGUUGCUAUGGAAACCAGACUGGUUUAAUCUCGGGGCUCGCAUCAUUUGGUGGCUGAUUGAGAAGUUACAAGGUUUUCACCACAUUCCGUGAUGUCACAUCCUGUAACAGUUGAUUGGUUGGUGCAUUGGGAGGGACGUUCUCUCGUCAUCAGACGUCAAUGACAAUGAAAAACUUGAGUAAACUUUAGCACCACCCCCCACCCUGCCCUGCCUCCAGCCAAGCCCACAGCCCAACCAGACCUGCACUGAAAAUGCAUUCUGAUUGGUCAGCUGAACAUCAGUCUGAUUGGUCAGCUGAGAGGCAGUGACUGCGUGUCAUUGUCAGUCAGUAUUUUGUUAAUAAGUAGGGAGAGAAUCGUGUGAGAAGCUGUGAAUAUAUUUGACAUUAAACCUUGAAAUUUGUUUUUGUUCCAGUUUUCUUUCAGAUCAGAGGAGUUUGAAAUUUGGAUUGGACACGUUCAGUUUUCAGAUUAGCCGUGUUCAGAUUUCAGAUCAGACGUGUUCAGAUUUUGCCUCCCUCAGCUUUUUAAAAAAUGUUUCAGAGUUUCAGUGUAAAGACAAAACGCAGCGCUGACGUCUGCUGUCACAUUUUAACACAGAAAUGAUUCGACUCAAGAUUCAAGGUCCUGUUACUGAGUCGAACAUUUGAACAGGAUGAGCUGCAGCAGAUAACCAGGAACUGAACCAGAGACAGAACCAGGACAUAUUCAGAACCUGAAACUGAUGUUGUGAGUUUAUCCACAUUCAUCCUGUAAAAUUUACUGUUUGUUCUUCACUUUGUUGAUUUGAGUAUUUCUGUGUUAUGAAUAAAGUUCACUUGAACAUUUGUCUGAUAGACUUCAUAUAAAAACUAAAGGUCUGUAGCCACAAUUCUAAUGUUUUAAUAUUAACAGAUAUAUAAUUUAACAGAAUGAACAUAUGGCAACAUAUUUUCAAAAACCAAGUUACUUCCUGUUUCUUUAAUUUAUGAGAAUAAUAUAUUUCUGGUCCUGGUCCUGGUCCUGGUUCAGGUUCUGCUCCUGAAUUAUCUCUCUGUGAUUUGUAAAUAUGUUUGAACUCAACCGUUUUUUACUGUAAAUGUCAUCAGAGUAUUUAUUUAGCCUGAAAUUAAUGUUGGUGCUAUUUGAUGUUUCAUUUGUUUGUUUUUAUUUCGGUAAAUAGUGACACGGUGAAGCCCCGCCCCUCCCCAUCCAUAAAAUGACAAACCUUAGGCAGAUUUUUGUUUUACAUUUCUGUUUGUUUUGUUUGUUUGUUGUUUUUUUGUUUUGUUUUUUGUUUUUGUUUUUGUUGUUGUUUUUUAAGAAUUUAUCAGGAUGGAAAUUGAACUUCAGUGAUCAGAAUUUUUUUUCUGUCAAAAUGUUUUAGGUAAACACAUUUUUGAAACAUGAACAAUUCAACAUUUUAAGAUAAAACACAGACUUUAACUACAAUUCCCAUGAUGCUUUGAAAGGAGGUCUGUGUUUAAUACUGAAAAUCGAACUUUGGUUUCAGUUUUGUUAAAAUGUCAAGUUCAGAUCAGCAGUAAACAGAAAAGAUUAAAAAAAAGAAUAAAAUGAGAAAAUCAGGUGUGAGAAGUAGGGGCGGGACUUCAUUGUUACCUGAGGAGGGUGGGGAGGGGGAGGUGUCACCAUUUCUUCAUUCUGUUUUUAUUGUAUUUAAAUCUGUCGGUGAUAUUUAAUCUCUGUAGGAGGAAACUUCCCACUAACACUUGUGAAACAUUUUACUCUGUGGACGGACGACUUCAAUAAAUCGCAUCAAACUUUGA
Lates calcarifer (barramundi perch) is the source of this 8047-nucleotide messenger RNA. It is a transcript of the gene col4a4, whose product is annotated as collagen, type IV, alpha 4. Lineage: Eukaryota; Metazoa; Chordata; Actinopteri; Centropomidae. Gene Ontology annotation, molecular function: extracellular matrix structural constituent. Gene Ontology annotation, cellular component: collagen trimer. The transcript has 48 exons. The record is from RefSeq and is a predicted model, not a curated record. The coding region runs from base 255 to 5306 and encodes 1683 amino acids.